Molecule: messenger RNA, 4189 nt
Organism: Pararge aegeria (speckled wood butterfly)
Lineage: Eukaryota; Metazoa; Arthropoda; Insecta; Lepidoptera; Nymphalidae
Gene: slv
Product: sugar transporter SWEET1
Exons: 5
Coding region: 119-784 (221 amino acids)
Biological process (GO): carbohydrate transport
Cellular component (GO): membrane
Molecular function (GO): sugar transmembrane transporter activity
Source: RefSeq, a predicted model, not a curated record
UCGGAUGUCGGAUACAAAUAGAGAGAUUAUCCUUUUAAACAAAAUACAAAUUAUGAUUUUUUCCCUUGGAGAGAAAUCAGAGUAAUCUAUUAAAUAUUACCAAUUCAGGUAGUCUACGAUGAAUUUAGUGGGUAUAAGAGAAUUAGUGUCAUUUUCAGCUGUCGUUACAACCAUACUUCAAUUUCUAUCAGGAAUCCUAGUUUGCAAACAAUAUGUGGUUAAUCGGACAACGGCGGAGUCAUCACCUUUACCUUUUAUCUGCGGAUUUUUAUCGUGUGGUGUAUGGCUAUUAUAUGGAUUAAUCAAGCAAGAUAACAUAGUAACAUUUGUUAAUGUAGUUGGCAUUUUACUUAUGAUCUCAUAUGUAUUUGUAUUUUACAACUACACCUUUAAGAAGACUAGUCUGUCAAAACAGUUUCUAGUAUCAUUAGUAUUUUAUAUGUUUAUUAUGGGAUAUGUCUCAGUAGAGACUGACAAUGAACUGCUUUUAAGAAGAGUGGGAUUAUCAGCUUGUAUACUCACUAUGUUAGCUAUUGCCGCACCAAUGAGCAAAUUGUUGUAUGUAAUUAGAACCAAGUGCACAGAGUGUCUUCCAUUCCCAAUGAUAGUAAUGUCAUUCAUUGUGUCAAGUCUUUGGUUUUUCUAUGGUCUUAUAGAAGAGGAUGUUUAUAUGAUGAUACCGAAUUCGAUUGGCUGUGGACUGACUGCCGUACAACUGUGUUUGUUUAUGAUAUACCCAGCUACUCCAUAUUCAUCACUACCUACAAAGACAACAUUAGCAUAAAUUUGGUUCCUUAUUAAUAAUAUUUAUAUUUAUUACUUAGUUAUAAAAUACAACUUUUUAUUGUAUAAAAUUAUUACAAUAUUAUGAAUACUUUCACAUGUUGAUAUUGUAUUGUGUUUGUUGAUGUAUGCAUGUACAUGAUAUGUACAUUAGAAUUUUUUACACUAAAAACUAUUGUUAGAAAUUGCAUUUACUGUGUUUGUAUACAUUAUUGCUGUAGACCGCGACUUCGACAACAUUUUUUGGAUUUUUAAUAAUUCCGCAGGCAUCCUUUAUUUUCCUGGGAUACAACGUAUCAUCCUACGCACGCAACGCAUCUAGAUGCCAAAUGCCUAUGCUCUAUUUAUGUGCUAAAUUUCGCUGAGAUAAGUUAAGCGGACAAGCCAUGCAUAGGUAAAAAAUUCUAUUUUUUAAAUCCUUGAAUCUUUUACGGGACAUAUAAUCCUAUGGCCAACAACAGGAUGCAUAAAUACCAGGGCAACGGUAUUCCGGGGAUAGAAAAAAAUGGCAUACGCGCUUCUGUACAGGUAAACCGAUAUUGACGAAAUUUUGCAUAGAGAUAGCUUGCUGUAUAUAGGAUAAUUUUUAUCCAGGGAACGUUUCAAUUUCAAAAUAACCGAAACAACGAGAUAUCUCGGGCAACAGCAAGAGUACAAACAUUUUAAUAUUUAAUUUAAAAAAAUAGUGUAGACAAGCAUUUCUUCUUACCUGUCUUAUAAUGUGAACAAUCUACUUUUUUUUGUACAAAUUGGCUAGCGCUUCGUGAUCAUGAUGCCUGAUAGAAAACAAUUAAAAUCUAGGUUGUAGCGCGCUAGAAAAUACUCAUAAACUUUUGCCGCAAAAACUUUGUCCUCCGAUUAUAUACACAGACAAAGGGAUAUAUUUAAUGGUCCACCUGCCGAAACACGGCAACUGGGAAAAGGGAAGUUUAUCCCACUUCAAAACUACACGUAUGUUAUUAGGAUAAUAUUUCCACCCAUUCGCUCAUGCUGGGAGAGAGAAUAAAGCUAUUUGGCGAAUAUUAACCAUAUGUCCAGUUCGAGACCGCUUCGAAAUAGCCUUAAAAGAGUAUCAAUUUUAUUAUUGCGGAAGACUUGGAUGGGUGUGUUUAGUGUCUGCCCACGUGUAAACUUUUUUAUAAACGAUAUAUUUGCGAUUACUUUUGCGGUACUUUUUGUUUUCCUAAUUGAUUUUUAACAAAAAUGUCUGUCACUAAGGGUACCAAAUCAUUUGUAGGUACAUUAUUCACGAAAUAAAACGAAAUUGACAAUUUUAAAAAUACUGGUAGGUAUCCCUUUUUAUAUCGCCUGUGUGAUAAGUACAACAGUAGAUACCUUUAGACCGGCGAAUUUUAUUAAGAUACGAGAUUUGUGCGGAAAUGUCAGACAGUGAAGUUAAAAAUACUCCACCUGACAUCAAUAAUUGUUCGAUACAAAUUCAAUUAAAUUCUUAAUCACCAAUACUGGUAAUUUAAUGUUUUAUCUUAAGAAGUCAAUUGAUGGUACCUUUUAAUUAAUUUAUGAUUAUGGUUUUAGAGAAAAUCUUCUGCGUAAUUGGUAAUGCAACUUAUCAAUUGAGUCGAAAUUACUUUCACUAUUCCAUAUUAAUUUAUAAAGUCUAAAUGACCCCUUGUACUAACUUAGUACCAGUUGCAUAAAUAACUUUAAAAUUAUAAUACAGAUAAGAAGAAAAUAUGCAACAUGGAAUUGCCAUAAUGUUAAAAAAAAUUGAGCUAUACAUAAACUUAAAAUGACAAGGUAAAAUUUACCUCAGGUUGUGUUAUUUAUUUUAGAACAAGAUUUGAACGGGUUUGUUGGCCCUUUUAAAUUUAUGAUAAUCUGAUAAAGAUCUUAUGAGAAUUACAACAGUGGAAAAGGGGGUACUGGCUCUACCGAUAACAAGUAUCACUACAUUCCAUUCAAUAUGACUUGUCCCCUAUGUUAUAUAGUACCCUAUAAUAUCUAGGGGACAAUUUUAAGUGAAUGCGCUGUAAUAUUUCUUAAAAAUAGUUCAACGGGUACAUACCACGAUAAUAUUAUGGGAUUUGUCGAUAUUUCGAUCCAGUUGCAUGGACGAGCUCACGACGGGACCACGAUCCAUGCAACACGAAAAUCUUAGUUUAAUAUCUUUAUUUUGCACUGUAAUACUCGAUUCAGAGAAUAUUUAUGAUUUCAAAUAAAGUCACGGUAACGUUCAAAACGUUACAUGAAAUCAUAAAUAAUUGUCAAUCCUAAUUUAUUGUACUGACUUCAGACUUGAAGUUACAAUUACACUUUUAUCGUGUACGUGUGUGUGAAUUAUUGUUCAUUAGUAUAUUUUUUAUAUCGCUAUAGUAAUAUGUCUCUCUCUCUCUAUUUAACCCUCAAACAUAAACACGGCAGAAAUUAUGGUUGUCUCCGCGUAUUUUUACAAUGAUAUAUAUAUAUUACAUAGAGUAUUAUUUGAUGGACACGCAGAUGAUUCAGCUGAGUGAAAAUAAUUGGCUAUAAACAGAGCAACGACCGACCUGUGUCCGUCAACCUGUGUUAAUCCUCAUAAGCCUGUAAUUUACCCCGGCAACCGUGUCCUUUAGAUUAAAACACACCAUUGCAACAUUCUUAGAGGCGGAAAUAAGCAUGUCGGUAGAACUUCCCCGGACGAGCUCUGUUAUAAAGAAGCUCUACUGCUACCACUGAUACAACUAUGAGCUUAUUUCUGUAAAGGAAUUUAUCCUACGAAAAAUGUGAAGUAUUGACGGAACUAUUUUUAACAAGUGUUGAUUAACCACGAACGUUUUAGUUUAGAAAUACUGUAAUACCCCAUCGAUAUAGUGCGUACCCGAUUUCCGAUUAGACUUGUUUAGUAAACCUAGAUUUAAUCUGUUAGCCAGUGAUUUUUAUUAGAUUCGUUUUAGGUUAUCUCGUGAAGUAUUCCACAAUUUUGAAUAUAAAUGUCAAGGACAGAAAGGGUCAGUAUUCAUGGACAAUAUUUUUAUAUUUUUCAUAAACUUGGGUUACAUGUUUUGUCAGCGACACCAAUGAUGACUAAUUGUAGAUACAUGAAAUAAACCAUUUUGUUGCGUAUUAUUUUUUAAGAAUUAUUCCCACGACGCCGCUUCCUACUAUGCCGCUUUCCGCCGGGGCAUUAGUGCCACGGCGCUGCGCGUAUUACCUAUUAUAUUCGUCAAAUGCUAAAUUGCCCGAAUUCACUGAAGAAACCAAAACCUCAGUAGGUACGGUUAUGUCGCUACGCUUAUGUUAUGAGGUUUUUGGAUUUAUCGACAUCUUCCUCUCGUAACCGCUCCGUCAUAUCCUGCAACUUCACGACCUUUCAGGAUGAAGGGUGGGAUCGGCCUGUGCCGUCGUUGACAACACAUGAAACCUUACUUAUGUAUUUGUUUAUUUAUCGUAAUAAAGGUUUUAAUUU